GUCGUGUUGAACGUCGUACUCACCUCGUUGUUUUGCCAUCCGCGCCGGCCAUGUCGCCUUCUUUGACCCGUGAGCAAGUAUCGUCCGCUCAGGUCGAUGGCAACUAUUCUAUUAAGCCCGAAAUUACGCCAAAGCUGGACACUUCUCAAUGGCCUUUACUUUUAAAAAACUACGACAAGUUGCUUGUACGCUCUGGACACUUUACGCCAAUCCCUGCAGGAUGCGUCCCCCUCAAACGAGACAUCAUCUCUUAUAUAAAAUCUGGCGUAAUCAACCUCGACAAGCCCUCGAAUCCUUCCUCCCAUGAAGUUGUCGCUUGGCUUCGAAGAAUUCUCCGUGUUGAAAAGACCGGUCACAGUGGUACACUUGACCCCAAAGUAACCGGAUGUUUGAUCGUCUGUAUAGACCGUGCAACGAGACUAGUCAAAUCCCAGCAGGGUGCUGGGAAGGAGUAUGUCUGCGUGCUCCGUCUACACGCAAAUCUCCCGGAUCCCACGGCCCUUCCUCGCUCCCUCCAAACAUUAUCUGGUGCCCUCUUCCAGAGACCUCCUCUAAUAUCUGCCGUCAAGCGUCAACUUCGGAUUCGCACUAUUUAUGAAUCCAAGCUCCUCGAAUUCGAUGAUAAACGCAACUUGGCAGUUUUCUGGGUAUCCUGUGAAGCCGGGACUUACAUACGAACUCUUUGUGUGCAUCUUGGUUUGAUCUUGGGCGUAGGUGGACAUAUGCAAGAGCUUCGUCGUGUCAGGAGCGGUGCAAUGUCUGAAAACGAUGACAUGGUUACCAUGCACGAUGUUUUGGACGCACAGUGGAUGUACGACAAUACCCGCGAUGAGUCCUACCUACGCCGAGUCAUCCGACCAUUGGAAUGCUUGAUGGUUGGUUAUAAGCGCAUUGUCGUCAAGGACAGUGCUGUGAACGCCGUGUGUUACGGCGCCAAACUCAUGAUCCCCGGUCUCCUGAGAUACGAAGCUGACAUAUCCUUGAACGAGGAGGUCGUCUUAAUGACCACGAAAGGUGAGGCAAUAGCUCUGGGUAUUGCCCAGAUGUCCACUGUCGAGUUAGCCACGUGCGACCACGGUGUUGUUGCGAAAGUGAAGCGGUGUAUCAUGGAGCGCGAUACGUACCCUCGACGCUGGGGUCUUGGGCCCGUCGCGUUGAAGAAGAAGAAGAUGGUCAAGGACGGUACACUUGGCAAACACGGCGAAAAGCUCGAGGGCGUCACCCCUACCGACUGGAGUAAGGACUAUGUUGACUACACCCGCGAUGAGAAACCACCGACUGGGCCAUCCACAGUGCCGAUAGCACCAGCGCCUGACUCAAAGGAUGUAGUGGAGAUAGAUUCCAAAGAGGAGAAAAAACGGAAGCGGAAAUCAGAAGUCCAAUCCCAUGAUGAAGUGAACGUCGAUGAAGAUGCCGAGCGUGCCGAGCGCAAGCGGCGGAAGAAAGAGAAAAAAGCAGCAAAAGAGGGUGACGGCGCUGAAGAGGACGAAGAAGCCCGUCGUGAACGGAAACGGCUGAGGAAGGAGAAGAAAGCAAAAGAGGCCGGUGGCCUGUGAUGUCUUGAUGUCUUGUAUCAUAG
This is a messenger RNA of Guyanagaster necrorhizus, 1579 nucleotides long. Its product is annotated as centromere/microtubule binding protein cbf5. The transcript is spliced from 6 exons. Gene Ontology annotation, cellular component: box H/ACA snoRNP complex. The coding region runs from base 51 to 1556 and encodes 501 amino acids. Gene Ontology annotation, molecular function: RNA binding; pseudouridine synthase activity. NCBI's taxonomy places the organism in Eukaryota, Fungi, Basidiomycota, Agaricomycetes, Agaricales, Physalacriaceae. Gene Ontology annotation, biological process: box H/ACA sno(s)RNA 3'-end processing; snRNA pseudouridine synthesis; mRNA pseudouridine synthesis. The record is from RefSeq and is a predicted model, not a curated record.